Molecule: messenger RNA, 1545 nt
Organism: Lepus europaeus (European hare)
Lineage: Eukaryota; Metazoa; Chordata; Mammalia; Lagomorpha; Leporidae
Product: L-threonine 3-dehydrogenase, mitochondrial
Exons: 9
Coding region: 107-1228 (373 amino acids)
Biological process (GO): L-threonine catabolic process
Molecular function (GO): L-threonine 3-dehydrogenase activity
Source: RefSeq, a predicted model, not a curated record
AGUCCCCGUCUCGGAGCGCAAGCCCGCUGCGGCCCGGGACUGGCCGGAGCCGGUGCGUGUAGGUGCGGCGCCGCAGACUCUGCACUCCGGAGCCUUUGAGGACAACAUGCCAGUUGUUAGGAUGCUGAGGCAAGCGCUGAGUCAGGCCGUGCAGAGUCCACGCUGUGGCUGCCGGGCCUCCAUGGUGCCUGUCCGGUUUCUGGGCGUUUCCCCUCGGCAAGUGCCCGUGGAUGCCAACUUCCACUCUGCCUCUUUCUCUGAAACAGACCAUCCACGAGUCUUGAUUACAGGAGGUCUUGGCCAGCUGGGAGUUGGGCUUGCCAACCUUUUGAGGAAACGAUUCGGGAAGGACAACGUGAUUUUGUCUGACAUAAGGAAACCCCCUGAUCAUGUCUUCCACAGUGGCCCGUUUAUUUAUUCCGAUAUCUUGGACUACAAGAACCUUCGGGAGAUUGUGGUGAACAACCGCAUCACCUGGGUCUUUCAUUACAGUGCCUUGCUCAGCGCUGUGGGAGAGGCGAAUGUGCCCUUGGCGAGGGCUGUGAAUAUAACUGGAUUGCAUAAUAUUCUGGAUGUUGCAGCAGAACACAAUCUGCGAUUGUUCAUUCCUAGCACGAUCGGGGCUUUCGGGCCCACCUCUCCCCGGAACCCAACCCCUGACCUCUGUAUUCAGAGACCCAGGACCAUCUAUGGGGUGUCCAAGGUCCACGCAGAACUCAUGGGAGAGUAUUAUUAUUACCGGUAUGGGUUAGAUUUCCGGUGCCUGAGAUACCCCGGGAUCAUUUCAGCAGAUUCCCAACCUGGAGGGGGCACAACUGACUACGCUGUGCAGAUUUUCCAUGACGCCACAAAGAGCGGCAAAUUUGAGUGCAACCUGAAAGCGAGCACGAGGCUGCCCAUGAUGUACAUUGAUGACUGCCUCCGGGCCACCCUGGAGGUCAUGGAGGCGCCCGCCGAGCGGCUCUCCAUGAGAACCUACAACGUCAAUGCCAUGAGCUUCACCCCCGAGGAGCUGGCCCAGGAGGUCCUCAAGCACGUGCCGGAAUUCCAGAUCACAUACAACGUGGAUCCUGUGCGACAGGCCAUAGCGGAUAGUUGGCCAAUGAACUUUGAUGAUAGCAACGCCCGGAAGGACUGGGGGUGGAAACACGAUUUUGAUCUUCCGGAGCUGGUGACUACGAUGUUGAACUUCCAUGGUUCCGACACCAGAGUUGCCCAAGCCAACUGAAGGAAUCCGAAGCGAAGGAGCUCCUGUGAAUCCUGGAGGGAACCAUCCGACCCCCAGGCACCUACAUUAUUUGGACUUGAGGGACUAAUUGGAUUCGAUUCUGGCAGCUCAUAUUGAACCACUACAUGGAGAAUGGAGUUAGCUUCAAGCAUUUGCAAAGUGUUAGAGGUUUGGUGUGAGGACUUCUCCAUCAUUGCUCUUUGCCUAAACACACAUAGUAUGGAGAAUGAAGUCGUAAUGGUUUCCAUUCCAUUAAUUAAUAUUAAGAACAUGGAAGUAUGUGAGAUUUCUAUUUAAUUAAAUUCAACUUAAAUAUC